Messenger RNA from Colletotrichum higginsianum IMI 349063, 1029 nucleotides. RefSeq names its product Duf974 domain-containing protein. The transcript has 2 exons. The record is from RefSeq and is a predicted model, not a curated record. Gene Ontology annotation, cellular component: TRAPPIII protein complex. Lineage: Eukaryota; Fungi; Ascomycota; Sordariomycetes; Glomerellales; Glomerellaceae. The coding region runs from base 1 to 1029 and encodes 342 amino acids.
AUGAGCCACCAACGAUAUCCGUCUCAUGAUCCUUUAAAGGAACCACACUCGGUCUCCCUUAAAGUCCUCAGACUGUCCCGUCCCUCGCUCGUCAUCCAACACCCUGUCCGCCCGCCACUGACCCCCGCCAACCUCCCCGCCGACCCGACUCCUGCCUCCCUCGCCUACGACACGACCGCCUCCACGAACCCCGCUCCCUUCCUCCUCUCGCCGAUACUCAACCUCCCCUUGAGCUUCGGCUCUGCCUACGUCGGCGAGGUCUUCAGCUGCACUCUCUGCGCGAACCACGAUGUCCCCGACCCCGCCAUGGCGCCACUGGGCCCGGGAGGGCUACCCCUUGCCGGCGCCGCCCCCCCGAAGCGCAAAAGCAUCCGCGACGUCCGCAUCGAGGCAGAGAUGAAAACGCCCGGCGCGAACUCGAUUCAGAAACUCGAGCUCUCCCCACCGAAUCCCUCCGACGAUACCAAGGGUACGGAUCUCGACCCGGGCGACACCCUGCAGCGCAUCGUGAACUUCGACCUAAAAGAAGAGGGAAACCACGUCCUUGCCGUGACGGUGAGCUACUACGAGGCGACCGAGACCUCGGGCAAGACGCGCACGUUCCGCAAGCUGUACCAGUUCAUCUGCAAGUCCUCGCUCAUCGUCCGCACAAAGAUCGGCCCGCUCGCCCCGGCCGCGAGGCACGGCGGCCGGCGAUGGGCCCUGGAGGCGCAGCUCGAGAACUGCUCCGAGGACGUCAUUCAGCUGGAGAAGGUCGUGCUGGACCUUGCGGACGGGCUGGGGUAUACGGAUUGCAACUGGGUGGCUGCUGGUGGUGGCGGCAGCGACGGGGACGCGCGGCCGGUCCUGCAUCCGGGGGAGGUCGAGCAGGUGUGCUUCGUAGUAGAGGAGGCCGAAGGGUCUCCCCGAGCCCAGCAGGGUGAGGAUGGCCGGAUCAUGUUCGGCAUUCUGGGCAUUGGGUGGAGAGGGGAAAUGGGGAAUAGGGGCUUUCUCUCCACUGGGAAGCUUGGUACGCGACACAUCGCCUGA